AUGUAUGUAGAUACUGUUGCUCUUGCAAGUCGUCUAGAUGGACUUCCACUGGCAAUCGUCAUUGCCGGGGCGUUUAUGCGUGAAACUGGAACCAGCAUCACUGAUUACUUGCAUGAUUACCAAGAAUCUUGGUCUGAGCUACAGCUGCAAUCAAAUCCUGAACGCCAGUACCAACAAGGUAACAUGCUACAAACAUGGAUGAUCUCAUAUCAUGAGAUUCAGAAACGGGACCCGCACGCAGCAAAAUUGCUCCUUUUACUUGCACACUUCGAUAAUCGAGAUAUCUGGUAUGAAUUGAUAAAAAGCAGCCAGCAUAGCUCAAAUGCUCCUGCUUGGCUUGAAAAAAUUAUAUCAAAGGGACUCGCGUUUAGAACCGGCGUCAAAACUCUCGUCGGGUUCUCUCUACUUGAGACCACAGAACAAGGAGGAAGUUAUACGAUGCACCCAGUGGUACAAGACUACACAGACAGAAAUGUGGAUUCGACCCAGCUAAAUAGACUAGCACUAAUAUCUAUUGGAUACACUGUUCUAAGUUCAAGUGACCGAAAUUAUGCGGGCCUUCAGCAACGCCUUAUUCCACACGCGAAUCAUGUACUUCAUGGGAAUUGGUCACGUGAAAACGUCGAUAACGAAGUAUGGGGAGCAUUAACUCAAUUAGGGAACCUCUACUCUGAUCAGGGGAAGCUGAAGGAGGCAGAGGAGAUGUACCAGCGAGUACUGGCAGGCAGAGAGAAAGCCCUCGGUCCCGAUCAUACGUCCACCCUUAAUAUAGUCCACAACCUUGGUGUUCUCUACUCUGAUCAGGGGAAGCUAAAGGAGGCAGAGGAGAUGUACCAGCGAGUACUGGCAGGCAGAGAGAAAGCCCUCGGUCCCGAUCAUACGUCCACCCUUGAUACAGUGAACAGCCUUAGUGCUCUCUAUAGAAAUCAGGGUAAGCUAAAGGAGGCAGAGGAGAUGUACCAGCGAGCACUCGCAGGCUACGAGAAGGCCCUCGGUCCACAUCACAGGAAGACGAGUUGGGUUAAAAAAAGAUUAGGGCGCCUCUCUCACAUGGCGAUUAUACGUCCAUCAACCGAUAAUAACACCUAUAUCCUUGGAAACAUCGGAGAGCAUAACAUCGUCAUUGCCUAUCUACUAGGAGGCGCAUAUGGCAUCGUAUUAGCUGCAACAGUGGCGAUGCAUUUACUGUCGAGCUUCCACUCUAUCCGCUUCGGUCUGAUGGUUGGUAUUGGUGGCGGUGUACCAAGUAGCAACGCAGACAUUCGACUUGGCGAUAUUGUGGUGAGCCAGCCAAGAGAGACAUCUGGAGGCGUGAUCUAA
Molecule: messenger RNA, 1320 nt
Organism: Penicillium cinerascens
Lineage: Eukaryota; Fungi; Ascomycota; Eurotiomycetes; Eurotiales; Aspergillaceae
Exons: 4
Coding region: 1-1320 (439 amino acids)
Biological process (GO): nucleoside metabolic process
Molecular function (GO): protein binding; catalytic activity
Source: RefSeq, a predicted model, not a curated record